UCCCAAACCCUCUCAUAGGCUUUCUCUGCUCUGCGAGGUUUACCUCGCAGACACAAAGCCAUUUGCUUUGCUUUGCAUUGAUCAAGUCUCAAAAUCUUUCAGUCUCAAAUCUGAGAAACACUCUGCAAUUGCAUAAUACUAUAUAAAACUUAUCAUAGCCUUUUGGGUAUCUGUAGUUUUUUUUUGGGUUUGAAUAGUGUGUUGUGAUGGAGGUCCAUUCUACUGUAAAUCAUGCUUCUGCAAAGCGCUUUUGGAAUGUGCUCAGGAUUGCCUUUUUCAUGAUAAGGAAAGGGCUCAUGUCCAAGAGGAAGAUUCUUAUGGAUAUGCAUUUCAUGAUGAAAAGAGGGAAAGUGUAUGGGAAAAGCUUGGGGAAUCUCAUGUUCCAUCAUUCCAGGGAUAGUAACCAUGGUGAAUUUGGGCUUAAAGAAUAUGAGUUUUCCUGCAGCAAUAGCCCUGCUAAUCCAGUCUUCUUCCACAUCCCCAGAAGGAAGUUUCAGAUACACAUGCCACACUUCCCCUGCAUUCAUCCACAUACCAUUAAGGAAGAUGAGGAGGAAGAACCCAAUGCUAUUGUUUUGCCUCAGCUGAAUUACAGUGGAGAGUACUUUACCAAGGAUUGUCUUAAUCAUAAGGAUUUUCCUGCUAUGGAGAAGCUGAGCCCCAUGUUGUCUCCUCUGUCAAGGAGGAUAUCCUGUUACUCUGGAGAAGAAGAUAAUGAUUGUCAAGUAGACAGACAAGCUGAUGAAUUCAUUGCUAGGUUCUAUGAGCAAUUGAGAUUGCAGCACAAUUCUUCUUUGAUGCAGUAUCAGGAGAUGCUUGCCAGGGGUGCCAGUUAGGAUCAUCAUUAUUUUAGGGAGAUUUCGAGCUUAGAAGAAACUUUGGAGAUGGAUAUUGGCCUGUGUUGAUAGUCUAAAUAUGUUCUACAGAUUCUGUUUUGCAGUAGAAUAGCAGGCGAUUAGACUUAUAUAAAUGUGUGUCCACAAAUUUAUUCCAAAAAUUUAUGUAAAGUAGUAUUUGUUCAUAAUAAAUAUAUAUUGUUUAUAUAAAUAA
Messenger RNA from Cryptomeria japonica (Japanese cedar), 1050 nucleotides. RefSeq lists its product as uncharacterized. Lineage: Eukaryota; Viridiplantae; Streptophyta; Pinopsida; Cupressales; Cupressaceae. The transcript is spliced from 2 exons. The record is from RefSeq and is a predicted model, not a curated record. Bases 207 to 836 code for a protein of 209 amino acids.